AUGCUAGGAACUCGUUGUGGAAUUAUCAAGCAGCAAACCUCGACAAUGUCACAGAAACUGGACCUUGAAAUCAUUCAGCGCACAGUCGAGUCAUGGGUCCGUCAAUUCUUUCCUCGAGGUACUCAAUAUCAUGAAGGCCUAGCGGUAAGCGACCUAGCAGAAACGAUCACUGGUGGUCGCGCAAUCGAAUAUUACGAGCACGGUAGGUUUAGUAUCUUGGAUGCCGAAGCUGCGUUGUUGCAAGGGAAUGAGGAAUCUACACCAUUCAAAAAUAGCCCAAGCCCCAUCGAUCCCAUUUUGUUGACGGAAUCCAAUCAUUUACUACCUGGUGCGGCAGUCUUCGCUACCAACGUAGGCCACUUCGGUUUGGGGUCUGGUGCGGCACGCGUCGGCGACGAGAUCUUUGUGGUAUUUGGCUGCAGCUUUCCAAUAGUUAUGAGACAUGUCGAGGACUCAAAGUACACUAUCGUUGGGCCUUGUUAUGUCCCUAAGUUAUCUCAUGGUGAAGCUGUCCUUGGGCCCUUGCCGGAUGGCUGGAGAAUGAUAUUUAAUGGGGAAGCUUAUGAGGCCUUUAUUGCACCCGAUGGCAGGCAGACCUUCGAGGAUCCUCGUCUGGAUACGGAACUGCCCCCGGAAUGGAGUCAAGAUGACCACGAAGGGAGGAGGCUGUGUUGGAAGAAGCUUGGCGACUCGAAAUGUCGAAAGACUGAUCCUCGUCAGACACCGGAGCAGCUCGAGGCUCGAGGAAUCAAACUAGAGAACAUUAAAGUUGUAUGA
Molecule: messenger RNA, 777 nt
Organism: Colletotrichum aenigma
Lineage: Eukaryota; Fungi; Ascomycota; Sordariomycetes; Glomerellales; Glomerellaceae
Exons: 1
Coding region: 1-777 (258 amino acids)
Source: RefSeq, a predicted model, not a curated record